AUGGAUAAUGGCAUGGGUAUGGUGUCACAGCUCGCAGCUACGGCUUUUCGUAAAGAGCGCGGACGCAGCGCAGCGCUGAAUUUGGUCCCUCUGGAGACGCCGUCCGGGCUCCUGCCUCGCUCAGGUCACGUGACCGAGGCUUUCGGUGAAGGAGGAAGCGUUUUACUGCGGGGUCCUGGGCUGGGGCGGACAGCGGGCGGGAUGGAGGCGACUUUGGAGCAGCAUUUGGAAGACACAAUGAAGAAUCCAUCCAUUGUUGGAGUCUUGUGCACAGAUUCACAAGGACUCAAUCUGGGCUGCCGUGGUACCCUAUCAGAUGAGCAUGCUGGAGUGAUAUCUGUUCUAGCCCAGCAGGCAGCUAAGCUAACCUCUGACCCCACUGACAUCCCUGUGGUAUGUUUAGAAUCAGACAAUGGGAACAUCAUGAUCCAGAAACACGAUGGCAUCACAGUGGCAGUGCACAAAAUGGCCUCUUGACAUCUCCUGUCAGCUCUCCAGCAGCCUGGCACAGGGAUUCUGUCCUACCUGUGUCAGUUAACUUGUAAAACUAUUAAAGUUCCAGAAGUUAGGCUGUUCACUUAAUGUGCGGUGUGGACUUUAUUUAUAUGCCAAUAUACCAGUUAGAAAGGACUGUAAUUGUUGUUGUUGUUUUGGGGGGGUUCUUUUGUCAUUUUGCUCUUUGGUGACAGUCACUGCAAUCUAAUAUUGCAGCUCAUCAUUGCCUAGAACCGUGUAUCCCAGGCUGACCUCCUGCUUCAAAUGCCUGUCCUGGGAUUAUAGGCAUUUGUCACUGAGAUCCAAGUCACUUUGUAUAUAGAACUUUGUUGUGGUCAAUAAAUCUGUUUAGAGGAAA
Molecule: messenger RNA, 853 nt
Organism: Psammomys obesus (fat sand rat)
Lineage: Eukaryota; Metazoa; Chordata; Mammalia; Rodentia; Muridae
Gene: Lamtor5
Product: late endosomal/lysosomal adaptor, MAPK and MTOR activator 5
Exons: 5
Coding region: 1-477 (158 amino acids)
Biological process (GO): positive regulation of TORC1 signaling; cellular response to amino acid stimulus
Cellular component (GO): Ragulator complex; lysosome; cytoplasm
Molecular function (GO): guanyl-nucleotide exchange factor activity
Source: RefSeq, a predicted model, not a curated record